UACCCUUAAUGGCCUAAAAUAUAUGGCCGAAAAACGAACCUCCAUUCUAGAAAGAUUAUUUUGGACUUCCACGUUCAUUCUAAGCACGAUUCUCUGUGUUAUGAUGGUGUACAAGUCGUACGUCAAGUAUGACACUAGCGGCGUCGUUGUCACUCUGAAGGAGCAUCUUGUAUCUGUAAACGAGUACCCGUUCCCGGCGGUCACAAUCUGUCCGCAGGCGAGGAUCAGACAAAAAAGAUACAACUAUAUUCGUGCGGGGUUAUUCUCAUUCACCAAUGAUUCAGGAGUUGACCUGAAAAAAUUCCACUCCACAAUGGUUCUGUGUGACAACGACGACGAAAUCAACGCUUCGGAUCCUUAUCCAUUCCUCAACUAUCCUGUCGAUAUCAAAACAUUCUUUGAGGUAGCUCCUAGACAUGAGGAUAUUUUCAUGGAGUGUUCGUGGCGAAACAAAGUUGACUGCUUGAAGAAAUUCCGCCCGACACUCACUGCUGACGGAGUAUGUUACACUUUCAAUAUAUUAGCUACUGAUGACAUCUUCCGCAGAAACAGCAUGUACCAAAAGCGCUACUACUUAAACUCAUCCACUCCCCAGAAAGGCUGGUCAUUAGAUAAAAACUACUACAGCUACUCCAAUGACGCAUUUCCGAGAAGAGGCCGGGCAAAUGGAGCAAGAGAGGACUUAUACUUAUCAUUAAAAGAAGUUUAUCUACACCACCCUGCUGACUUGCCUCAGGCCUCGCUUCACAGUUACGCUGCGCAACCCGGGAAGACCACCUCUUUUGCAAUCAAACUCGAUAUCUUGGAUACCGCUGAUGAACUGCUUUCCAAUUAUGCCGCAGAUAUCCGCCAAUGCUAUUCGCCAAGAGAGCGAUAUUUGCAGUUUUUCCAAAGCUACAGUUCCUUGAACUGUCAGUUAGAAUGUCUCACCAACUACACCAUUAAGAUUUGCGGGUGCGUUAGCUUCUACAUGCCUCGAAAUAGCAGUACACCUAUUUGCUCGGCAGCCAAAUGGAAUUGCACAGAGGAAGCUUUAGAUCGCUACGCUGCUGAAGAAGAUUUAAACGAUAGUGAGAUCAGUAAAUGUGGGUGCCUACCAUCAUGCAAAGACGUUAAUUAUGACGCAGAGACUGUUGUCACGAAACUUGAUCUGGAAGAAUAUGGCAAGAGACAGAAAGAAUUUCAAAGGCUUAUGGAAGAAUUUGAAGACAGUUUUGCUAGUGAUGAAGACUAUGAGACUGAAAAUAAGGAUGAAAAUAGUGAUACUAACAAUACUACUGACAACGAAGGGAAUGAGGAAUCUAGUAAUGACACGAAAGCAGUUAGUCAAUUUACCGAGAUCCGGAUCUACUACAGACACCCCCGGUUCGUGGCGAUGGAACGGUCGGAGCUAGUCGGGCUUUCGCAGUUCCUGGCUGAUAUUCUACUGCAGAUACCACCAGGAAACCCCCGAAAAAGAAUCAGAAAAAUUAAAUGUCUCAAAUGACACAUGACUUACCGAGUAUCAAAAAACCAUUCUUUUAA
Molecule: messenger RNA, 1524 nt
Organism: Leguminivora glycinivorella
Lineage: Eukaryota; Metazoa; Arthropoda; Insecta; Lepidoptera; Tortricidae
Product: pickpocket protein 28-like
Exons: 14
Coding region: 23-1486 (487 amino acids)
Biological process (GO): sodium ion transmembrane transport
Cellular component (GO): membrane
Molecular function (GO): ligand-gated sodium channel activity
Source: RefSeq, a predicted model, not a curated record